Messenger RNA from Brettanomyces nanus, 1806 nucleotides. RefSeq names its product lysyl-tRNA synthetase (gene KRS1). The record is from RefSeq and is a predicted model, not a curated record. The coding region runs from base 1 to 1806 and encodes 601 amino acids. Gene Ontology annotation, cellular component: cytoplasm; cytosol. Gene Ontology annotation, molecular function: ATP binding; lysine-tRNA ligase activity; tRNA binding. The transcript has a single exon. Gene Ontology annotation, biological process: lysyl-tRNA aminoacylation. NCBI's taxonomy places the organism in Eukaryota, Fungi, Ascomycota, Pichiomycetes, Pichiales, Pichiaceae.
AUGGCUUCUGAAAUACCGACUUCAUCAGCUACUAAAGCUGACAGCAAUGUGGAGAAGAAAGUUGAGGAAAUUACUGAAGGAUUGAAAAAGACUUACUUGGAUGAGGAGACUGGAGAACAGGUGUCGAAAUCUGAAUUGAAGAAGAGAAAGAAGAUGAGGGCUGUUGCUGCAAAGAAGGCGGCAAAGAAGGCCAAAACUAAAUCCACUGCUCCAAAAGUUCCUAAGAACAAGGAUGAGUUGGCCAACUUGAACCCUAAUCAGUACUUUGAAAUUAGAAGUGCUCGUGUGGAUGCUCUUAGAAAACCGCAUAGUGAGACUAACCCUUAUCCUCACAAGUUUAGCGUUUCCAUUCAGCUCGAUGAUUUUAGAGAGAAAUACGGUUCAUUGAAAAAGGGAGAGACUUUGCAAGAUGUCGAAGUUUCUAUUGCGGGAAGAAUCAUGGUGAAGAGAGAAUCUGGUUCCAAGUUAAAGUUCUACAGUCUUUCCAGUGAUGGUAACACUUUGCAGGUGAUGGCUCAGGCACAGGAUGCUGUGGAUGAUUUCCAAGAAAGUCAUAAGGAGUUAAGAAGAGGUGAUAUCAUCGGUGUUGUUGGAUACCCGGGAAGAACUAACCCUGCCAAAGGUGGUGAAGGUGAGAUCUCCGUGUUCGCCAAACAGGUCAAACUCUUAACGCCAUGUUUACAUAUGUUACCAACAGAGCACUAUGGUUUCAAGGAUCAGGAGGCCAGAUACAGAAAAAGGUACUUGGAUUUGAUCAUGAACAAGUCCAAGAGAGACAUCUUCAUUACCAGAUCGAAGAUCAUUCAAUAUAUAAGAAGGUUCUUGGACUCCAGGAGAUAUAUUGAAGUCGAAACUCCUAUUUUAAAUAUCAUUGCUGGUGGCGCCACCGCCAAGCCUUUUGUUACUCACCACAAUGACUUGGAUAUGGAUAUGUACAUGAGAAUUGCUCCUGAGUUGUUCUUGAAGGAAUUGGUUGUCGGUGGUAUGGACAGAGUGUAUGAGAUUGGUAGACAAUUCAGAAACGAGAGUAUUGAUAUGACCCACAAUCCUGAGUUUACCACCUGCGAAUUUUACCAGGCUUACGCUGAUGUUUAUGACUUGAUGGACAUGACUGAGAUACUUUUCUCUGAGAUGGUCAAGACAAUCUGUGGUGAUUACAAGAUUGAUUACCAACCGGAUGGCCCCGAAGGAAAAUCUUGGACCAUUGAUUUUUCCAGACCUUGGAAGAGAGUCAACAUGAUGGAAGAAUUGGAGAGAAUAUAUGGAGCCAAAUUCCCACCUGCUGAUCAGCUUGGUACUGAGGAGACCACUAAGUUCUUGAAGAAGGUUCUUAUAGAUCAUAAGAUGGACUGUCCUCCACCUUUAACCAAUGCCAGAAUGUUGGACAAGUUGGUCGGUGCUAUCGAGGAUAGCAGUAUCAAUCCAACAUUCAUCUUCGGUCACCCACAAAUUAUGUCUCCAUUGGCUAAGUACGACAGAAAGAUUCGUGGUUUGUGUGAAAGAUUCGAAGUCUUUGUUGGUACCAAGGAAAUCUGUAACGCCUAUACCGAGUUGAAUGAUCCAUUUGAUCAGAGGGCUAGAUUCGAGGAGCAAGCCAAACAGAAAGACCAAGGUGAUGACGAGGCUCAGCUUAUUGAUGAGACCUUCUGUGAUGCAUUGGAGUACGGUUUGCCUCCAACUGGUGGUUGGGGUUGUGGUAUUGACAGAAUUUGUAUGUUCUUGACCAACAGUAACACUAUCAGAGAAGUUCUUUUGUUCCCUACUUUGAAGCCAGAUGCUCUUGCCAAGGGUGAGAAGGAUGAAUGA